UUAAAAAUAUCGCCACAGGUCUCUGGCGUUUAACAUAAUCACAUAUCAGGUAUUUUCGGACAAAAAUACCCUUCAGCCCUAAAGGGGCAUUAUGGUCAGACCAUAUCUGACCUGCAGUGGCGGCCACCAUACUCUGGCGUGAUUUGAUGUGCGGGUGUCAGCCAUCAAGUCAUGAUGGCGCGUCAGUGGCAGUUGGUAACGUGAUGGACCACACGCACACGCCACGUACUCAGGACUCUGGGUGUGAUUUAUGAAAUAAGUUUCAAAAAUUUCACAAGCCUUAGUUUCGGCCUUCACUCCCACCCCGCCUAAAAUUUUUGCAAAAAAGGAGUUAUCUCUCCCACCCCGCCAAAAAAUUGCAAAACAUUGUGCUCACUCUUCAAUCUAAUCUCUCUCUCUGCCCCAUCUGUGAAAAAACUAUUUUGCAUGAAUGGCGCCUAAACGGAAGUGCGCCGGAUCAUCAGGCGGAUCGUCGUCCCAGAAAUCGUCUUGCCGUAACAGGGAACCCACACGCCCGCCAUCGCCACCACACUGGCGACCAUCACCACCACACUGGCGACCAUCACCGAGACAUGCACCAGUGGUCAUAGAUGUGGAAGAAGAAACCUGGGAUAUCCGCGAUCCUGAUCUUGAUUUUUUCGUCCCAGAAGAUGAAUACAGGGAUGCGCCUGGAAAGUUUUCAGUUGCUUUCCAUUAUGGCGGUUCAUUCUUCAAUACCAACGAUGACAACAAGUAUGUUGGUGAGAAGUUGACAUACUUCGACUUCUGCAAUAUAAACCAUUUCGCGCUCAUAGACCUAUCGAGCAUGGUGUUAAAGUUGAAGUACGAUAGGAAGAUGAUAUGUGAGUUCUAUUAUUGCAAUCCAAAGUACAGUAAUGCGUGCGCGGGGGUUUCAAUCGGCGGCUCGUUGUUGCCCAUCGUUGAGGAUACACAUCUGACGGAUUUCCUCAAGGUGGCGUCUAUGACAACAAAGUUAGUUCACAUCUAUGUUGUGGAGAUAACCCGGGCUAACGCUCUAUUGAAGAAAAUGAAGGAUGAAGCGCAAGAGCUUCUCAGAUUCAGGGCGGCUAAACCCCCAGGAGUCAUCAUUGAAGAGAUUGAAGAAACCGAACCUAGUGUGCCAAAGCAAAAGCCUAGACCGAUGAGGAGGCAGCGGAAUAAGCCUUUAAUGAUUGGAUGGUAUGAUAGGGAUAUAGAGUUCGAGGAAUAUCUUACGAAGAGUUUAGACGAUAAUCGUGCUAAGAGGAAGAGGGACGCGGAGGUAGCUAGUCAAAAUUUGGCGAAUGCAUUUGAAGCGGUAUCAACCGAAUCAGUACCAACCGAAGCCCCGACCUCUGAGAUUGGAGAAGCAUUCGUAGCAGCACCCGACAUUGAAUGUACAACAGAGGUUGGAGGAGGAUGUUUUGAAGAAGUAGGAGAUGUUGGAGGUGGAGAAUCCCAUGCACACGUACCAGAGGAUGUCGCUAGACCUUCAUCUGUGGACCAUUCCAUUCCGAUUGGUCCAAGUGUGGAUGAACCUGCAACUGAGCCGGAAGGAUUAGUUCACCAACCAGAUUCGGAAAGGGCAGGAGCAUCAACAGAUGAAGACGUUUACCGACCGGUAAUGGACGGUGGUUGUCAGUCACAGCCGGACAUUCGGGUUGACAAUGAUAUCUUUCCGAUCAUUGAGGAUAUUACCCAUGAAUUGUUCAUGUCCGAAGCUGACACCCAAGUGCAUGAGUCAGCUCCAGCUGCAGCCGCAUGUGAAGAACCCGUACCAGUGGUAGAAGAUGUACCCCAUCAGGUGGCGGAAGAUGUUUAUUGUCCGUCGUUCGAUUAUGUUCCCGAUGGAUGUCAUCUUCAUAACGAGGGAAGUAUUGAAGAAGAUGGCAGUGAUGAUGAGGUCGACCAUUUUAUCUCGUUGGCCAACAUGUGUCGUGAUGAACAAAUGUUUACCUCAUAUUACGAGUCGUUGUGUCGGCAACAACACUCGAAAUAGGA
This is a messenger RNA of Salvia splendens (bonfire salvia), 1980 nucleotides long. RefSeq lists its product as uncharacterized. Bases 431 to 1978 code for a protein of 515 amino acids. The record is from RefSeq and is a predicted model, not a curated record. Lineage: Eukaryota; Viridiplantae; Streptophyta; Magnoliopsida; Lamiales; Lamiaceae. The transcript has 3 exons.